Molecule: messenger RNA, 1032 nt
Organism: Hepatospora eriocheir
Lineage: Eukaryota; Fungi; Microsporidia; Hepatosporidae
Source: the annotation of a GenBank genome assembly
AUGAAAGAAUACAAUUUAAAGAAUAAUUUCAUAAAAUGUAAGCCGUUAAAUACACCAAAUAAAAACAUAACAUCUUUCUUCGAUAAGAUAGAGAGUUGUCCUCUUGUUAAAGAUAUCUAUAGAUACCCAUUAUAUUCUUUUCCAGUGAUCAAUGUUGUUAUUCUUUCUGAUAAAAUCUUUGUUAUAAAAGAAGUUGAUGAUCUACCAGUUAAAGAUAUUAUUGUAAAUGAGGAUUACUCAAUUUUAGAUAAAUGUUUGUAUUUAAGUGACAUAAACUCAUUUAAAAAAUACAUCAGUCAAUUAGAAUCAAGAAAUUUUUUUAUUAGAAUAUUAUUCUAUGAUUGGAUGAAUAGGAAUCAGAAAAUUUCUUUGAUUGAUUUAAUAAUAAGAGAAUUACAAUUGAAGGGUGUUAUGUUACUGCCUCUGUCAUUUUGUUUUCACAUGUGUCAUAAUCUGUAUAAAAAGUCUAAGCCAAAUACUUCUGGUAUCAUAAAAUUUAACGAUUAUAUUUAUAGUUUUUUAGAUGAAUACACAUUGGCAGAUGUUUAUGUGGGUGAAGAAAGUGAGUAUUAUGAAAAAUUCAAUGAGAAUCCUACUACAGGAAAUAUAGAUUUUACAGAAGAAUUUUCUAAACUGAAAUCUUUUUGUCAAAAAAUGCCGUAUAUUUGCAAUGUCUGUGAUUUUAGAUCUGAUUCGGAAGAAAAAAUGCUAAAACAUUUAUCAGUUUCUAGAAAAUGUAACAAACGUUUCUUUUUCUAUGACAUUAAUGAUAAAAAUAACUUUAUUAAAAACAGAUUAAGAUUAUUAGGAUUAAAAAAUAAAAUUAAAGAUAAUGAAAUUAUUAAAGUUGAACUAAAUGAUGAUGGAAUUAACAAAGUUAUUAAAGGUGCUUUAUUGUUUAAAGAAACAUCAGUUGCUAAAGAAUUAUGGUUAACAGAUAAAGAAUGGCAUGUGGGCAGGCUUAAAUUUUUAAAAGAGAAAAUUUUAUUUUUUUAUAAUUAUAAAUUUGUUUUUUAUGAUAAAAUAAAAUAA